This is a messenger RNA of Pygocentrus nattereri (red-bellied piranha), 2173 nucleotides long. RefSeq lists its product as uncharacterized. Bases 58 to 1710 code for a protein of 550 amino acids. The transcript is spliced from 8 exons. The record is from RefSeq and is a predicted model, not a curated record. NCBI's taxonomy places the organism in Eukaryota, Metazoa, Chordata, Actinopteri, Characiformes, Serrasalmidae.
ACCCUUGGAGACCUUAGCUAGCUAACUAAGCUACAUAUCUGGAACCCACUCCCUCAGAUGUCCGUUAUGGAAAAACUGGACGCAGUAUCAGCGGCUACCUUACAAGCUGCAAACAUCAGUGAAGCCUUGUUACCAACCCUGUCCCGUGAAGACAUACGUGAUCUUUUUCCUGGACCUGAACAUUUUCUUAGGAGAAAAGCCAUAUGGAACCUGUUUCACACAGAUCAAGAGCAGGGGCAGCAGGCAGCAUCCCCCAAUCAAGAGAAUGGUUCGAAUGGCAGAGGGCUGGCCACUGUACAAGUCAACCCUUGUGUUUCAGAAACUCCUCGGUCUCCUGAUGUGCAAGAGACUCCGAGAACCUGGCAGCUACCCAACCCUGAGUAUGUUGUGUAUACUGACAGUGAGCUGGAACAUAUUAGAAAGCAGUAUUUUGAAAUGCAGCUUGUUGGCCAAGAAGGUGGAUGCACUCUUUCAAAAGAACUUCGCUGCCGAUUAGUGAGGAACACGGUGACCAACAUGGUGUCCAUCAUCAGAGCAACUACUACUGAAUUUAUGUAUCCAUCCAAAAAUGAUUUCCAGGCUAUGGCAAAGCGGCUUGUGGAGUAUUAUCCAAUGCUUCGUGAUAACUCUGUGAACUGCAGACACCCUUGGGAAUUGCUUUUUAAGCAAUUACUGAAAAGACUCCACAACAUAAAGACACCAAAAAAGCGUCAGGGACCUACACCACAAAGACAGAGGAAACGAAGACGACUGAAUUUGGAGUGUUCAGAUGAUUCAAGCACAUCAGUCUCCGAGUCACCAGGAAGCACGGCAUCAACUGUACUCUUAGACAGAACAAGAAGCAGCGCAUCAUCUUUGGAUGGCAUGAAUUCACCUGCUGAAAUUGUUGACCAGAGAGGAGAAGCUACUGAAGAUCUAGGAGUCCAUUCUGGCACUGAAAGUCAGCAAAGUCAAGCAAGACAUUACCAUACCCUGCAAGAGAUGUAUAAAAGGCCGAAACCUAACAAGGAGGCAGUUGCUCAGCUGCUUGACCUUGAGUUUGAUGCUCGUAGAGCCUUUAUCAACUCUGACACCUUGAGAGACCAGGACAGGCCAGCUAACAUACUACAAGCAUACCCCUGUUUCAGAGAAGUAGAUCAUGUUAUGGACGAACUUCGCCGUAUUCUUGACAGAUCUAACCCUGACUUUAUUUCUGACCUGAAGACCCGCUGGGAGAGCUUUAAUAGCAAAGCUCAGUUCUAUGGGGUAUUUAAAAAGGUUCUGGGACCGCCAACAACACAGGACAAAGUGACACGCUCUGUAGCCAUGAUGAAGGCUCUGCCUGAGAUGUUCCCUUCACCUGUGGCCCUACCCAAGAAGUUGGGACAUGCAAGUGAGGCGAUGGUGCAUGUUCUUGAGCCCACAGAAAACCCAACCACCUACCUUCAGAGAAGACCAGUCUUCAGUCCAGUUCUGAUCGUUUGUGAUAACAACUGCAUGCUGGCCAUUGGGUCUACACCUGUGACAACUUUUCCAAAAGAAAACAUAGACACAGGUGUGCUCUAUCUUUUAGCGUACUACUACGCAUUUCAUCUGACUUAUCCAAAGUGCAUUGCAACACUCCUGUCAAUACUUCAGACAGAAGUUCUGCAGGAUGCCAUUCAUGAUCGGGAUGCAACUUCAUCCUACAAAAAAACUUUGUCAGAGUGGAAAAAGUUCAUUGGGGAGUAGAGAAAGUACCCUAUGGCCAUGCAGCAGUUGCUAUCAUUACGGGUAUUUGUUACACCCCUACUGAUAAUGUGAUUUGAUUUGUAUUACAUACAUCAUUAUUUGGUCAGUCAAACAAUUCAGAUGAAAAAAUGUAAGAUGUUUGAUGUGUAAAUAAUAGAGCUGGUUGUUUACUACGUUUGUGUUUAAAUAACAAAGCUGCGUUAGGUAUCUUAGUUCAUAAAAAUGCUCUUUCUCAGAGAAGUUUAAUUGUUAAAAAUAAAACACCAUAACAAACUCAGGAACAUGGUGUUCUUUUGUUUAUCUAAGCCAAAAGAGACAUGUGUCUUUUGUUGUAAGUUUUAAAAUGAGGUUGAGUUACCACCACCAUACUGCACACUUGUUAAAUUCUAUGUAGCCUCAUUGGAACUAUUUUUGUAAGUACAUAUUUCAUGUCUCUGGAAUUAAUAAAAAAAGAUUGACCAUA